Triticum dicoccoides is the source of this 592-nucleotide messenger RNA. RefSeq lists its product as uncharacterized. Bases 86 to 358 code for a protein of 90 amino acids. The transcript is spliced from 2 exons. The record is from RefSeq and is a predicted model, not a curated record. Gene Ontology annotation, molecular function: serine-type endopeptidase inhibitor activity. Lineage: Eukaryota; Viridiplantae; Streptophyta; Magnoliopsida; Poales; Poaceae. Gene Ontology annotation, cellular component: extracellular region.
CUGGCGAACAACAACUACAACAUAGCUUUACACACAACCAUAAGACAGAAGUGAGAGAGCUUUGCGGCAAACCAUAGAAGCAACCAUGAAGAACACCAAGCUCGUGGCGAUCCUUGUCCUCCAGGCCAUCAUGGUCAUGGGAAUCCUCGCACACGUGAAUGCCGAUUACUUCCCGAAGUGCUGCAACAACUGCAGGUCCUUCUCGGGGGUCGACGUCUGCGACGACGCACACCCCCAGUGCCCCAAGGGCUGCUCGGCCUGCCGCGUGGUGACGCCGAGCCCUCACAAGACGUUCCGGUGCGCCGACAUGAAGAGCACCGUCGACGGCACCUGCGGCGGGCCAUGCAAGAAGCACUGAUCCGUUCAGGGCUUCAGGCUCAGACGUGGUGUGCCGUCUAAAAUAAAGCUCAGAUGAUGAGCCAGCUUGUCACAGUGUUUGUGCGUGCCUGUGGCUCCACCUUGCAUACCGACAAUACAUACGCUGUUGUCGGUCGUCGUUCUUCGUUUUAAUUUCUUCUUCAAGAGUUGUCUGUUGUUGCUCGCCUCUCAGGUGCCUGUUGUAUCAUCCGCGAAUAAAAACGUGUGUUGGUUG